Musca domestica (house fly) is the source of this 1035-nucleotide messenger RNA. RefSeq lists its product as uncharacterized. Gene Ontology annotation, molecular function: metallopeptidase activity. The coding region runs from base 1 to 1035 and encodes 344 amino acids. The transcript has a single exon. NCBI's taxonomy places the organism in Eukaryota, Metazoa, Arthropoda, Insecta, Diptera, Muscidae. The record is from RefSeq and is a predicted model, not a curated record.
AUGAAACCCCAAGUUAUUGCUGCCGAUAUGGAAGUGGGUAUUGACAAUAUGGCCUACAUGGAGGCGCUGGAUAAUUUACUGCAACAAUACGAUGCGAAAUUUCUGGCCCGCUACAUGGAACUGCGUAUCUUGGAGAUUUCCUAUAACUUAAACAAGGGUAGUACCGACAAUCAAUAUAUGACCAUGACAAAAAGUCUAUUACCCCUGGCCACUGAAUGGAUCUAUGAGCAAUUGCAUCCGGAAUUGCCACAGCAAGAAUUGCCAAAAAUCGCCGAAAUGUUCGGAAACGUUGUGAAAAAUGUCAACAAAUCUCUGCACAGGGAUACGAGUGGGAUAAAACCCAAAGAAUUACGGAACAAACUGGAAACAAUGCACCUGAAAGUGGGUAAUUUACCUCAGGAAAAUGCCAAGGAUCUUUUGGAAUCCUACUAUGCCGAUUUGCAAUUGAAUCCGAACAAUUAUUAUCACAACUAUUUGAAAAUAUUGGAAUUCUAUUACAAGCUGGAGCAGAACUAUUUCGAUUACAAAGAUUACGCCAUAGAUAAGGAAUUUUUCUGUAAAACUCCCAAAUACGAAUACAAUGCCGAUAUCCAACUCCGAUAUGUUGCCUCAUUGAACCUCUUAAUAAUUCCCUAUGGCCUAUUGAGACCCCCCGUGUAUCACAUAGAAUUGGAGGAUAUUUUCAAUGAAAGUUCCUUGGCCACUCUAAUGGGUAUAAGUUUGUUUGAGGCCUUUUUAACGAUCCCGCAUCUACACUCGGAUGAAAUUAAGAAAAUAUCUGGAGUUGUUAGUCUCUAUGCCACAUUUGAGGGUUUCUUCUCGACGCUAUCAGACGAAGAGAUUUCACGCUAUUUGGAGAUGUUUGGCUUCCGUUCAGUGCAAGAACUUAAACAAAUGUUUUUCCUCAAUGCCAUUCACUACAAAUGUGAAUGGUAUUCGGGGUAUGUUGGAAGUCUUAAUUUUAUGGUUAACAAUUUGUCGGAUUUUAACGAAGUGUGUGAUUGUAAAUUGCAUAAGUUUUUGAGAAUGUUUUAG